Molecule: messenger RNA, 1941 nt
Organism: Stylonychia lemnae
Lineage: Eukaryota; Ciliophora; Spirotrichea; Sporadotrichida; Oxytrichidae
Source: the annotation of a GenBank genome assembly
AUGACCAGCUAAAUUUAAGAAGAUAUUGUUAGAGAAAUAACCUAUCUUGAUAAAAUUAGUUUAUAAACUGGUGAAAAUAUUGAAGAAAUAGGGAUGAAGAAUACAAAUUAAUUACAUUUUUAGAAUGAAAUGAAGUAGUAGAAUAAAAAUGAUUUUUUUAUUCAUAAAAACUUGAAUACCAAGCCAUCGAGUGAUUUUUCUUCAAAUAAUCAAGUUACUUCUGAAUUUUUAUAUUCUAUAAAUAAGAAAAUUUCAUCGAAAGAUACAAAUUUAGAGACUAUAUAAAAAAACACAACUGGUCAAAUUAAUUUCAUUUAGCAAUAAAAGGAUAGUAAUGAUAAAUAUGAUAGAAAUGUAAAUUAAGUCGAAAAUUGCUUAGCCAAUGAAGUAGAAAUCAACUUUUCAAGUUUGUCAUUAGAGAGCUUAAAUGAUGAUAAAACUCAGUUAGAUUAAAUUAAUAAAACUACAAAAUUAGACCAUUUUCCCCAAAGAAACCUGACCGAAUGCUCCUUCAAUAAUAAAUAAUUGAGUUCAUAAGUAGUUGAUAAAACAAGAAAACCAGGCAAAUAAGAAUUUAUAGUUAAUGGUCUUUUAAAUGAAAAAUCAGCCUAAAUGCUAGAAUUAAUUAAAAAUUUUGAUAAAGUCUAUACAUGCUAAAUGGACACAUUUGACAAUUUUUGCUGCAUCAGUGAUUAAUAAAGCAUAAAAAGUGUCAAGAUUCAAGAUGUCUACAAGAUUAAAAAUUCUGAAAACCACAUUUGCAAACCCUGCUAUAUGAGAUAUCUUAAAAACUAGAGAAUAAAUCUGAUAAUUAAAGAAUUGAAUUUGAUCUCUUAUAACUAGAAAAACUUUAUAACAUCAAAGUUGAAUAAAUUGACGGGAUCAGAAUUCUCAAUGUUCCUUUUAAAAAACUAAUUAUACACCUAAGAUGAAAAGGUUAAAAAUUGCGCAAUCCAAGAAACUUACAACAUUAAUUAAUUAAUUCCACAAAAUUCUAUGGUUGACUUCAAGGAACUUAUUAGGAAAUUUCAUAGUCUUUAAUACAUUUGGUUGAAUGAGAGAAUACUAUUUGCUUAUACAAAUCAAUCUGAAUUGGAUAUAUUUAAAUUGGGAGUAAGAGCAUACUCAGAUAAAUAUUAAUAUUAAAACUAUGAGAAAGAAUAUAAUAAGAUUAUGAUUGCUUAAGUUUCAAUUAAAGAUAGUUAAGCAUAGAUUUUGUCUGAGUGUUAUUUUAAAUACAGCACUGACUACUCAGCAAUAGCGAGAUACGAUCGCUAAAUUUAUAUUGCUGGAGGUCAUAGUAAUUUAAAUUGGUUGCAAUAUCUAUUUAGUUAUGACCUAGUUUCAGAAAAAUUAGUACUUCUGAAUGAAUUUGAAAAUAGUUUGAUAACUCCAACACUACUUUGCAAUAAAUUAGAGUCUCAGCCAGAUAAAUAAAUUGGAGGAUUAUAAUUUUUCUAUUUGGGUUAAAGUGAUAAAUUAUCAAAGAUGAACUUCUACUUUAUGCAAGAUCCGAGCUCAGAAAUUAAUUAAUUGUAUGAUUUUGAAAAUAAUUUUGAAAAUAUCUGCUUAAAUACAGAUUCAAUCAAUUAGCAACUUGAAGAUUUGAAUUUCACUUACUCAUACCCAGCAAUAUUUACUAUUUAAGGAUCUUACCUUGUAUUAUUUGGUGGUAUUGACAUUUUUACUCUUGAAACUACAAAUAGAUUGUUGGUGCUUGAUAUUAAAGAUUUUAAUAACCCCAAAGUAUCUGAAAUUAACCAAGAAAUUUCAGAGGAAUAGGGAAAGAGUAACAAGGAUUACUUCUUCGGUAAUCAAGUGUUCUCUGAUUAAUUUUAGACAAUCCACAUGAGAGGAGAACAUGGAAUUUAUAAAGCCAGUUACGAUCAAUUGUCUAAUGAGGAAAUACUCAUUUCUGUUAAGAAAAUAUUCAACUUUUGA